GAACUGUGUGGCAACACUACAACUACAGCCAUACCGACAGCAUUUAUAUAACCUUAAAACCACAAAUUAAAAUUCAAUUAUUGUGACACUCUGAUUUUUGUUAACUGAAAGCUAAACGUGAAGCGCCCACAACAACCAGGCCAAGAUGUCAGAUUUCGAGACCGACUUGACCAGCAACGACAAGGAGCUGCAGGAGUUCCUGAUGAUGGAAAAACAGAAGGCACAGGUCAACGCACAGAUACACGAGUUCAACGAGAUCUGCUGGGAGAAGUGCAUUGGAAAGCCCAGCGCCAAGCUGGACAGUGCCACAGAGACGUGUCUGAGCAAUUGCGUGGACCGCUUCAUCGACACAUCGCUCCUUAUCACACAGCGCUUCGCCCAGAUUCUGCAGAAGCAUGGUGCGAACGACAUGUAAGGCCGGAGAGGAAGCUUCCAUUUUGGCAGCCGUCAGCGGACCAAAAGGACAGGACACUCUCUUCGCUUCCCUGCUCUGUCUUGCGGCUGCCUGCACCCAAUGUCCUACUGUUAAAACUAUUUUUAAAAAAUUAUCAUGUAAGAAUAUUUUUUUGAUGUGUCUGCGGUUGAACGGACCCGCGCACACACAAGACACACCCCCCCCGUUCGAUUGUGCAAACUUCCACAAAUUGGACAUGCCUCUCAAUGGCCCAAGACAAUUGCCGGUGCUCAAUUUUACCCCUCUGCCAGCCGCCGUGCCAUGUCUGUGGGCCAUUUGGAGGAGGGACGACGACACGACCCCCAAAAGCCACCAGUACAACUUCAGUGUUCUAGUCCCGUGUAUAUAAUAAUAAUAUAUACGUAAAUAUAUGAUCCUGUUGUUGGCUUGAAGCUAUUUGCAACGAAACCAAAA
Molecule: messenger RNA, 868 nt
Organism: Drosophila obscura
Lineage: Eukaryota; Metazoa; Arthropoda; Insecta; Diptera; Drosophilidae
Gene: Tim8
Product: mitochondrial import inner membrane translocase subunit Tim8
Exons: 2
Coding region: 146-415 (89 amino acids)
Source: RefSeq, a predicted model, not a curated record